Messenger RNA from Zeugodacus cucurbitae (melon fly), 1955 nucleotides. RefSeq lists its product as uncharacterized. Bases 155 to 1411 code for a protein of 418 amino acids. The transcript is spliced from 3 exons. Lineage: Eukaryota; Metazoa; Arthropoda; Insecta; Diptera; Tephritidae. The record is from RefSeq and is a predicted model, not a curated record.
UUCAGUAGCAAUUUAGUAAGCGGCGCGUACAAUACACAUUUUUGAAAAACGGAUUGUGUAGCGAUUAUAAAUUUUUAACUGAAUUGUUUUCUUUAUUUUUGUAAAUUAAUUAAAAAAAAAAAUUAAAAAAAAUAUUUCUUUAAACAAAAAAACAAUGACUGGACACAUCAAAUUCGAGGUGAAAAAUGAGAAAAAUAACGGUAACUUAGUGAAACCAUAUAAUAAUGCGAAACAUGAUAUACUUGCGCAAAAACGUGAUAAUCUGUCAAAGGAUCGUGUGCGCUUUCAAAAUAAUAUACAUACCGUUAUAGUGCCCACACAUCAUUCGCAUAGUAGAACACUACCCAAAACUCUACCAAAAAAUGGUGUAAAGCAUUUUAAUGAAAUUGUCGCCAAAAGUGAUCCCAAACACAUUUCAAAAAUCUUAACCGUUAACGACACAAAUAAUGAUUUUGUUAUACAAAUUAAAAACGAUACAAAACAUCGACGAAGAUCAGAUAUAAAAAAUGGUGUACCCAUACAUUCAACGCUCUCGAAGGCCGAAUCGAAAACUUCGCUGAGAAGCGAUCAUAGAAUUCUUAUUAAAGCCGAUUCGAAAUCGACUUUACGCAGCGCUGAUUCAAAGAAUGAUUUGAAAUCACUUUCGGGCACUUUGCCGCGUCACGCGUCGAACAGCACAUUGAAAAGUAACAAUUUGGGCAAACCGCUGCAUAAGUGUGACUCCAAGGCGACAUUGCGAAGUGAAACGAUCUCAACGACAGACAUUCCAAGCGGCAGCACAGCAGGCAGCACGCAUGCGAAGAAAAGUUUGGAAUCGAUGACAGAUGAGGAGAUCAUCGAGGAGAAUCUAAAAGAGUUACUUGAAAACAAAAAUCGAGAAGAGCGUAAAGCGAAUGGACGUCUCAUAGCAGUCAUUGUAGCAUUUCUGGUUAUAUUUGUGGGACUCUAUAAUAUGUGGUUAAAGAAAGCAAAUGGCCUGGCGGGCAUACUGGUGCCGGCGAUAAUUAUGGUGUCCUAUGGCGGCUGGGUGGUGUUGCUUGCGAAACGCGAUAAGCAACGUCAAGUUUUAUAUGAGAAACACGUGGAAGAAGUAAUGGAACGCAACAAAAUCGAAUUGGCCGAAAAGGCGCGAUUGCUCAGAAAGAAAAAGCAAGAGGAAGCACAACGGAAGGAGAAAGAGAAGAAAGAGAAAGCGGCCAAACUAAAUCGUUUGGGUCAUCGUCCCAGUUUUCGUGAGAAACUAUUCGGUACGCGUACGCCGGCAUUGCAGCCGUCAGCGAAUCUGCUAACGAUCGCCGUCACAGCAGCGGCGCCAUCACAAAUUGUUGUCGAGUCCAAGAAGAAGCGGUUGGAGCGCAUGGAUGCAUUGGUGCUGCCGCAUCCACCGAUACGUACCGGUUCAGCGCCGUAGUAGUGAAACGUAAAACAUAACGGUACUACAUUUUCAACACAAUACACAUAUACAAUAACAACACACACUCAAACACACAAAAGAAAACUGAUAUAAACAGGAAAUGUGCAAAACGUUUGUACGACAGGAAACGAUGUUAUUGAAAAUAUUGGCGGUAUGUUUCAAAAAUAGUGUGUUUACACUGCGUUUUGCCUUAAAUAGUAUGUAAUUAUAUAUGUAUCCUUUUCAUUAAUUACUUCAUAAUUAUGCCGUUUUUAUUUGGAUAAACACAAAAACUAUUUUGUAUGUAAGUUUAAACAAACAAAAACAAGUAAAUAUUUAAAACUAUUUAUAUCUCCUUUGUGUGAAAAUCGAAUUUACUUUGUACUUUAUAAUAAUCCGUCCUUUUUAUGACUCUUCUCAUGGCUGUCUUGCGCUCUAUACACUUUUAUGCUAUUUUUCUACGCACUCAUGUACAUAAUUUUGUAAAAAAAUAUUUAUUUUUUUAAUUUUAGACGUAAUGCUAAUUUAGUAAUACUCAUUAAGUCUAUGUAUAAUGUUUACA